AUGGAUGAUGCAACCAAAUCAGCAUUUGAUGUUUUUCUCAGUGGUAUAAUACCACUUGGCUACACGGCGAUAUUUGAACCAAUGCUAAGUGCAAAUGUUAAAAACAAUAUUGAUGAUAUUUUUAUUAUUCUUUAUCUGGUUAUAAUCCCUGCAGAUGACAUUUACGUCAAAAUAGGACUCAAUAUCAAUCUAUUGAUGCUUACUCGUUUGCCAGGAAUAAUUGCGGAGAAUCCGUAUACAGAUCUAGAUAAUAACAUGAACCCAGAUGAAAAAGCAAAUUCAGAUGGCAAAAGGAAACCAUGUUUUAAUAAAAGAGGCUUAGUUAGUAUCAUCCUUUUUGGUAUUAAUGAAGACAAUGAAAAUGUGGGAGAAAACAAUAAUGUGGAAAUAGGAAGGGUAGAGGAGAUUGAACAAACAGAAGAGAAAGGAAAUACA
Messenger RNA from Racocetra fulgida, 435 nucleotides. NCBI's taxonomy places the organism in Eukaryota, Fungi, Glomeromycota, Glomeromycetes, Diversisporales, Gigasporaceae. The record is from the annotation of a GenBank genome assembly.